Austrofundulus limnaeus is the source of this 3460-nucleotide messenger RNA. It is a transcript of the gene ift81, whose product is annotated as intraflagellar transport 81 homolog. Lineage: Eukaryota; Metazoa; Chordata; Actinopteri; Cyprinodontiformes; Rivulidae. Gene Ontology annotation, molecular function: tubulin binding. The transcript is spliced from 18 exons. Bases 926 to 2953 code for a protein of 675 amino acids. Gene Ontology annotation, cellular component: intraciliary transport particle B; ciliary basal body. The record is from RefSeq and is a predicted model, not a curated record. Gene Ontology annotation, biological process: cilium assembly; intraciliary transport.
UUCCGUCGUUUGGGUCCUUUAUACUUGCUUUUUUUGUUGACUUUAAAUUAGUUAUAUUAACGUGCAAUUGUGCCGAGAGUUYGCUUGGACUGCAGAGCACACAUGAAACAUUGGUAAUUAUUAAAACUGUUUAGAAUAAGUUUAUUUCAACAAACUGGAAAUAGGCAAGACCGAAUCUACACCACAAUGCAUCGCAAAAUACUAAAAACGUUCAAUUAAUUAGGUGCUGCGUUCAAGUACAGUCUGAAAAAUGUUCACUUGACUUUUGAACCAAUGUUUUUAAACGCAUUUUGCUUUUCAAAAAAGAAAUUCAAGAUGUAAGUGCAACCUUCAAUGUGUUUUAUUUUAAAGGAUUGUAAAUCCAAUUUAAAACCCAGUCGAUUUGCUCUUCAAAUUCAAGACAAUCGGUUAAAGUCUCCAAUCUUCAAAUGAUAGUAAAUUAUGUUUUACUUCUGUACAAAAACUCAAAAACUUAUUUUAACUACAUGCAAUAACAGGAUAAAACUGUUUAUUUUGGUCAGUAUUAAAUAAAAACAGGCACAUUUUAAUCAAAACGUGAUAUUUAAUUGCCUGUCUCGCUCAAGGGGCUUUAGAAAUCCCAGUUUCUUUGAACUCGCCACAGAAACUACUUCCUGUUAGCAACCAAUCCGAGGACGCCUAACGGUUUCUAGGGCGCUGAUGACAACAACCUGGGAUGCGAAACGAUCAAAUGAUUUUUAAAGACUAUAAACCUACAUUUUUAAUGUACUAAUUGCUUGUGCUUAGUGAGUCGUUUCUAAAUAGCAUUGAGAGUUUUACAGGUGUGCAAGCUAGGCUAACUUUCUUGACAAAAAAAAUACCUUUCCCAUUAGCAUUAGCAUUGCUGGCUAACAACCUAGCGUUUGUGUGAGCGACAUCAUAUCAUAGACGUUUCUGAACUUCCAACAUGAGCGAGCAGCUGAAGUUCAUCGUUGAACAGCUUAACAAAGAGCCAUUCAAGAAAAGUUUCAACCUCAUCACGUUUGACUCGCUGGAGCCCGUGCAGCUCCUGCAGGUUUUAAACGAUGUCCUGACUGAAAUAGACCCAAAGCAAGCCAUAGACAUCCGAGAAGAAAUGCCUGAACAAACAGUGAAGAGAAUCAGCUCUCUGCUGGGGAUACUCAAAUACAAACCUGGACAUCAGUCUGAUGUGAGCAGCUUUAGACAGGGUCUGGUGACUGGCAGCAAACCUGUGGUUCACCCUAUCCUCCACUGGCUGCUGCAGAGGGUCCCAGAGCUGAAGAAGAGGGCGUACCUGGCCCGUUUUCUGGUGAAGAUUGAAGUACCUGCUGAGUUUUUGCAGGACGAUGUCACAAACGACACCUAUCAUCAGUAUGAAGAGCUGGUGGAAGGGUUUAAGACGUACCAUAAGGAGUGUGAACAUCUGAGGACUUCAGGCUUCUCCACUGCAGAAAUCAGAAGGGAUAUCAGCACCAUGGAGGAGGAAAAAGACCAACUGAUCAAACGUGUGGAGAGGUUGAAGAAGAGGGUGGAGCCGGUGUCCAAUCAUCCGCAGAUGUUGGAGCAGGCCAGACAGCUGCGAGUGGAGAAGGAGAAGGAGGAGUCCCUCGCUCACCAGAAGAAAGAACAGAAGAAUCAGCUGUUUCAGGCGCAGCAGAGGCUGCUGAGGUCGCAGCAGCAGCUGAAGGACUUGCACCAAGCAGCAGCAGACGCUAACCCAGAGAGUUUAAUGAAGAGGCUCGAGGAGAAGGUCAAGAUCAACCAAUACAUGGUGUCAGAGAAACUUCCCAAAGAGCUGGAGGGCCUGAGGCGCACGGUGCAGUACCUUCAGAAAGUCUCCUCAGAGCCUGCCAUGGGCCAGGCUGAGGUCCAGGAGCUGGAGGACAAGAUUAGAGAAYCUGACUCUCAGAUUAACCAGCUGAUUGAGAAGAGGAUGAUGAGGAAUGACCCCAUAGAUGACAAAGUGACCUCUUACAGGCAGCAGGCUUCUAUCAUCUUCCGAAAGAAGGAGUCGAAAGCGGAGGAGCUUCAGGAGGCGAGGGAGAAGCUGGCUGCUGCAGAGAGGGAGCUGAAGCAGAGGAGCAGCCAGUCACAAGGCUCGUACGGAGAAGAAGUCGUCCGUGGAGACGAGUUGAAACGUUUGGUGGGAAAACUGCGCAGCAAGGGAACAGUGAGCAAGAAGAAAAGACAGGAAAUUGCAGAGCUGAAAGCAGAGUACGGAGUUCUGCAGAGAACCGAGGAGAUUCUCAAGCAGAGGCACGAGACCGUCCAACAGAAACUGCAAACCAUGGAGGCUGAGAAGGGCAUCUCUGGCUACAGCAACACUCAGGAGGAGCUGGAGAGGGUUUCUGCCAUCAAGAGCGAACUAGACGAGAAAAAGGGUCGCACUCUGGACGACAUGUCUGAAAUGGUGAAGAAGUUAAACUCAAUGAUAGCAGAGAAAAAGACAGCUCUUGCACCGAUUAUUAAAGAGCUGAGGUCACUAAGACAGCAGCGGGGAGAUCUAAGUCAGGAGUACGAGGAAAAGAAGAAGCAGUAUGAAAGUUGUGCUGCUGGCCUGGAAAGCAACCGAUCGAAACUGGAACAGGAAGUGAAAGCAUUGAGGGAGGAAGUGGCACAGAAGGAAAACCAAUACCAUUACAUAAACUCCAUGUCAGAGAUCACUGAGAUGCAAAUGGAGCGGGUGGCCGAGGAGAUGAAGGCCUACGUGUCGUCGGAUCAACAGGAGAGGAAGAAGACCAUCAGGGACGUGUACAUGAAAAACAUUGCAGAGCAGGAGUUACUUGGAAAGAAGUUACGUGAAGAGCAGAAGCUGGUGAGGGAGAACCACAGCGCCAACAUGGAGCAGAUGAAGAUGUGGCGUGACCUGGAGCAGCUGAUGGAGUGCAAGAAGCAGUGUUUCAUAAAGGCUCAGAACCAGGUUUCUAUUGGUCAGAUCACUCAGGAAGGAGGUGAAGACAGGCUGGUGCUGUGAGGACACGUCUGCACAGAGGACUGUUGGUCUUCAGAUGUGAAUUACUCUCUGUAACCUCCUGUAACAUGUAGUGUUUGUCAGGCUUUGUUGUGUUCAUUUAAAAUCUUUUAUGUUUUGUCACAUGGUUGUUGAGGUUCGCCUGAUAGUUGAAAUCUUUUUUGGAACAGACUACAAACUUCUCAGGUUCUUCUCAGAUCCACACAGUGAAGGACCUGUUCAAGGACAUGUUCUUUUUAAUUUGCCUCCCAUGGGAGACUUUCCUUUUACGCAUCUUUAAGAAUCCACUUCCUGUCAAAAUGUCCAAACAUAUCAGCGUACAAAGUGGUGCACUUGGAGCGUGGCAGUGUCAGCUAUUUUUGGCAGCACCAAUGUAUGACCUUGGGUUGUGAAUGGAAGUACAACUCUGGAUUUCAUUAGGACCUCCACGAUUUUAUUAAAAAUCCUAUUUUUCUGUUUGAUGUAUUUGAUGGGACUUUCCUAAUUAAAGAUGAUUUCACAUUACAGACA